Molecule: messenger RNA, 3379 nt
Organism: Megalobrama amblycephala (Wuchang bream)
Lineage: Eukaryota; Metazoa; Chordata; Actinopteri; Cypriniformes; Xenocyprididae
Product: zinc finger protein 513
Biological process (GO): regulation of transcription by RNA polymerase II
Molecular function (GO): RNA polymerase II cis-regulatory region sequence-specific DNA binding; DNA-binding transcription factor activity
Source: RefSeq, a predicted model, not a curated record
UGUUUCACACUGAACUCUUUCAAUCACUUCCUGUGCUGCACAUUCCCAUCACAACAACUCCAGCAGCAAUGAAACUUGUAUACUUUCACUUCUUCAACUCAUGGAGACACUUCACAGGGAUAAAAAUUAACAUGGACUAAUAAUUACUCAUGGAGAGACGUUGAUAUUCUCGCUGCUGGCUGUCCAGUGGUUAUAAACACUGGACUUUUAUUGUAUGUUCUCUUUUUGGGUUAGCUAGUCAUGCUAGUUAGCCUUCGACUGAUAACAAGAUAAACACAGAUUCAAUCCAAAAUAUCUUUUUUUUUUUUUCAUUGAUGUCGAUUAAAAUCAGGCUACAGCCGUCAGCUUCGCGAUGUGAGGGUCAUAUAAUCGUAUAUGACUGUUUAUGCAGUCCUGUCUGUGUAUUAUGUAUGAAGUUUAAUUUUAGCUCACGCUAACAGAAAUAAUACGAAUUUCAGUUGUUUGGCUUUUUGGAUAUGAUUUUUGGGAAUACACAUGAUAAAACGUGUUUAAUCUGGGUUUAUGAGUGAAUUGAGGAACUCUUUGUUCUGGGGAGGAAGAGAAAAAUGAGGAAGAGGAAGACGAUGGUGAUGAAGAUCAGCUCAACAGGGAACUGCUGAUUAUUAACAGACAUUCAGAAAAAUGCCCAGAAGAAAACAGUCCAACCCACAGCCUGUCAAAUUGGGAGCUGAAGAUGCUGUGGCAGUUGGCAAUCAGGAAAACCUCGUCCUGGAGAGUGACUUCCUCCUCGAACAGGAGCUGGGCUUUGGAGAAAAUGACUACAGGAUUGUUGGUUUUGAGAGGGACUCAGACUCCGUCACUGCUGACAUGGGAAUGCCGGUGUAUGGCUUCAGCGAUGAGGACUGCUCCGGCUACAACCGUCUCGGCAUGGAGAGCGAUUUCGAGGACCCGCGAGACACGGAGAGCGAGCGGGAGGAGAUGGGCCCCGAUGCCGCGUUCGCACCGUACCUCUCCUGCAGACAGUGUGGCCAGCUGCUCGGCGACCCCCUGAGUGGGGCGCUGGAUCUCGCCGGUCUGUACUGCCUCCAGUGUGGAGCCGAGGGUGGAGAUGCUGACCGCCAGGACAGACCAUUAGAAGAAGCCCACCCGGCCGACAGCAUGCAAGGGAGGAUAAACCGAGGCAGAUCCACGUCUGAUGGAAGUGCUUGUAAAACGUACUCGUGCAAACUGUGCAGUUUCAGCUCACGUUACUCUAAUCACUUGAAGCGGCACAUGAAAACGCACAACGGCGAGAAACCGUACCAGUGCCAGCACUGCUCGUAUGCCUCCGCCCAGCUGGUGAACCUGCAGAGGCACGUGCGCACACACACGGGCGAGAAGCCAUACAAAUGCGAGUUCUGCACGUUUGCAUGCAACUCUCUGGGUAACCUGAAGAGACACCAGCGCAUGCACACGCAGGAGAAAGACCUCAACUGCAGUGAGUGCGAUUUCCGUGCGAACAACAGCCACUCUUUAAAGAAACACAUGAUGAGCCACAAGGAGGACAAAUCUACAGCCUUAACAGAAGAGUCGGUGGUGUCUGACCUCACUCUCCACAUCAGCAACGACUCCGACUUCCUCCAAAGCUAUGACACCCUACGGAAGGACCGCCAUCCUCCCUCCCUGCUGCACACUGACGGUUUGGCCAAAGAGUCAGACCCUCUGCCUGAGCUGCUAUUUCCCUUCACGUGCCGCGUGUGCGGCGUGGUGCUGGAAGACGAGGAGGGCGCGACGGCGCAAAUCUGCAGCAAAUGCACAUUAGACAUGUUGUCCAAAAGCUCCCCCACUAGCCCGGAGAAAGGCGACAAGCUGUACUCAUGCACGUCAUGUCCGUUUGUCACACAGUACCCCAACCAUCUAGCCCGCCACAUGAAGACUCACAGCGGCGAGAAGCCCUACAAGUGCCCGCAGUGCAAUUACGCGUCCGCCCACUUCGACAACCUCAAGCGGCACCACCGCGUGCACACGGGCGAGAAGCCGUACAAAUGCCGCGUGUGCGACUACGCUUGCGGCAACUUGGCGAAUCUGAAGCGGCACGAGCGCAUCCACUCGGGCGCCAAGCCGUUCCAGUGCAGCGUGUGCAGUUACAGCUGCAACCAGAGCAUGAACCUGAAACGCCACAUGCUGCGGCACACCGGCGAGAAGCCCUUUAAAUGCCAGGAGUGCGGCUACACCACAGGCCACUGGGACAAUUACAAACGCCACCAAAAGAAGCACGGCCACUCCGCCGAAGGGUGGCUCAAGAUGCAGCUACCAGAGAAAGAGGAUGAAGAUGAGGAAGGAGAAAUGUAGUGAGAUCUCUUUAUUGAUGUCUAACUCCAGUUGCCUUAUUUUUAUCUGAGGAAUCCAUGCUGUAACAAUGCGUCACGACAUGGCCGGUUUGCUGUUUUUUUUUUUUUUUUUUUUUGUUUCUAGUUUUUUUUCACAUGGAAUUUGAUUGUAUUUUGUAUUUUGUCCAACUGUUUACAGCAGCUGAUCACAGAAUCACAGGUUUGCUAUUUAAGACCGUCAUCUCAAACUCAAAGAGCACAUUUAUGCACCACUGGGUGAAUUUCACAAAAACACCAAAAUUAAAAGGAUAUAAAAUAUCAUAUUUUGGUAACACUUUACUAUGUCUCAUUUGUUAACACUAGUUAAUGCAUUAGUUAACAUGAACUAACUAUGAACAAUAUGUUUUUACAGCAUCUAUUAUAUCUAUUAUAUCUAUUAUCUAUAUAAAGAGAUAGUUCAACCGAAAUUGAAAAUUAUCCCAUCUUUUACUCACCCUCAAGCCAUCCUAGGUGUAUAUGACUCUCUUCUUUCAGACCAACACAAUCGGAGAUAUAUUUAAAAAUUCCCUGGCCCUUCCAAGCUUUAUAAUGAUUGAGAAUGAGAAUGCGGGGCGUGUUUUGAAGCCCCCCAAAAAAUGCAUCCAUCAGGGGGUUAAUAAAGGCCUUCUGAAGUGAAGCGAUGGGUUUUUGUAAGAUAAAAAUAUCCAUAUUUAAAACUUUAUAAAGUAUAAUAACUAGCUUCUGGCAGACGGCCGUACGCAUCGAUUUGCAGCAGAAGAGUGACCUCUGACUUGGCGCUUCGACGAACGUGGAAGUGCAGAGGAUAGAGCAAAACAAAACAGUAUGCGUACCAUCAUCUGGCAGAAGCUAGUUAUUUUACUUGAAAGUUGAAAUAUGGAUAUAUAAAAACGUAUUGCUUCGCUUCAGAAGGCCUUUAUUAACCCCCUGGAGCCAUAUGGAUUAUUUUUAUGAUGGAUGGAUGCAUUUAUAUUGGGCUUCAGAACAUGUCCCCCAUUCAAUACCAUUAUAAUGUUUGGAAGAGCCAGGAUAUUUUUAAAUACAUCUCUGAUUGUGUUUGUCUAAAAGAAGAGUCAUAUACAUCUAGGAUG